Molecule: messenger RNA, 2775 nt
Organism: Amphiprion ocellaris (clown anemonefish)
Lineage: Eukaryota; Metazoa; Chordata; Actinopteri; Pomacentridae
Product: guanine nucleotide-binding protein G(q) subunit alpha-like
Exons: 8
Coding region: 348-1427 (359 amino acids)
Biological process (GO): action potential; phospholipase C-activating dopamine receptor signaling pathway; adenylate cyclase-modulating G protein-coupled receptor signaling pathway
Cellular component (GO): heterotrimeric G-protein complex
Molecular function (GO): G-protein beta/gamma-subunit complex binding; guanyl nucleotide binding; G protein-coupled receptor binding
Source: RefSeq, a predicted model, not a curated record
UCCGUCACAUGGUGCACCGCUGCUGCCAGGACUGACGAACCCAAGUGCGCUGAGAGCAGGAAAACACACACACUUCACAUCCAGCUCAGACGCUGACCGUCUGAAGGAUCCACUUCUUGCUCCUGGAGGAUGACUUUUAACAUCCUGGUGUCAUUUUGCAGCGCCGUGAAGUAAAUAUAUAUAGAGAUAUAUAUUUAAAAAAAACAAAACAAAACAAACUCCGCCAUAUUCAGCCCACCACGCCCGGAGCUCCGCCACCAGGAGUGAAGACUCGCCGCUAAAGUUGUUUCACAAACUUAAUUUCCUCUUUACUGGAGAGGAACAAGGUGAAGUGUUAUCCGGGAGUAAUGACUCUGAGCUCCGUGGGGGUUUGCUGCCUCAGCCCGGAGGCCAAGGAGGCUCGCAGGAUCAACGAUGAGAUUGAGAGGCAGCUCCGCCGGGACAAGAGGGACUCCCGCCGGGAAUACAAGCUGCUGCUGCUCGGAACUGGUGAAAGUGGGAAGAGCACUUUCAUCAAACAGAUGAGGAUCAUUCAUGGCCGUGGAUACUCUGAUGAGGACAAAAGAGGUUUCACCCGGCUGGUCUACCAGAACAUCUUUACUGCCAUGCAGGCCAUGAUUCAGGCCAUGAACGCACUGCAGAUCCCCUACAAGUAUGAACACAACAAGGCCAACGCCAGUAUUGUCAAUAAGGUUGACGUGGAAAAGGUUACAACAUUAAAAAAGCCAUACGCGGAUGCCUUAAAGAGCCUGUGGAGCGAUCCGGGCAUUCAGGAAUGUUACAAUCGAAAGAGGGAAUACCAGCUGUCCGACUCAGCCAAAUACUAUCUGAAUGACUUGGACAGAAUCGCUGAGGCUGCUUAUCUGCCGACCCAGCAAGAUGUCCUGAGGGUCAGGGUGCCCACCACAGGUAUUAUAGAGUACCCCUUCGACCUGGAGAGUGUGGUGUUCAGGAUGGUGGAUGUGGGCGGCCAGCGUUCAGAGAGGAGGAAGUGGAUCCACUGUUUCGAGAAUGUCACCUCCAUCAUGUUCCUGGUGGCACUCAGCGAGUACGAUCAGGUUCUCAUUGAAUCCGCCAAUGAGAAUCGGAUGGAGGAAAGCAUGGCCUUGUUCAAGACAAUCAUAACCUACGAGUGGUUCAAAAAUUCCUCCAUCAUCUUGUUCCUCAACAAGAUAGAUUUACUGGAGGAGAAAAUCAUGCAUUCCCACCUGGUCGACUAUUUCCCAGAGUAUGACGGUCCCCAGCAGGAUGUCGAAGCAGGAAAAGAUUUCAUCUUAGACAUGUUUGUCAGUCUCAAUCCAAACAAGAAAAAAAUCAUCUACUCCCACUUCACAUGUGCCACAGACACAGACAACAUUCGAUUUGUCUUCUGCGCGGUGAAGGACCACAUCUUGCACACCAACCUGGACAUCUACAACUUGGUUUAGAAACGCUGGUGUUGCUGCUGUAAUUGAAUCGGCUGUGUGCAGCUGGCAGUCGGCACAGCUCUGCAGUGGUUCAGUGUGCUUCACGCUGCUGCUGAGCACUAUAAUCCAAAACAGGAAAUUGAGAAGCUACAGAGCUUGGCAUCAAAUGACUGUACUACUGAUGUAUUUCAAAUUUUCUUGUUAGGCUCUUUGAAAAUGGAUGUCUCCAGCUAUUAUGAAGUGUGACCUGACAAUUAAAGAGCUGCCUUGGUGAGGGGUCUAUUAUAGCAUGCACUCUGAAAUUUAUGGGGCGCUUUGUGAAAGUUUUUUGAGCAGUAACAGUGUAAAUGCACAUGGAUGGAUUAAGAGAGGGAAAAGUAUUUCAGUGGCCUCAAAAGCCUCUGCGGACUUGCGAUGUACUGGGUCUCUCCUUCAGGGAAUCUGUGGAAGUGAAUGUAGACUAACUGCAAUGCAGCACCUCACAUCACUAACCCGAGUUGGUUGUAGUUUGUUUUGUUUUUUUUAAACUUUGGAAACUGUUUGAGAUACUCUAAGAGCUUAGUUUGUGUCUUGACUUAAAGGGAAUGAGUCAUAAUUAACACUAAUGACAAAUGUACUUUAUUACAGGCAUUACUUGCACACUGUACAUUUUGUAGCGUUACAAUUUUUGCUUGACUUCGUUGGAUUCCGAUCAUUUCUGCCACCUCAACCUUCACUUGACUGUCUACAAGGUGUAUUCGUCUGUGAUGGCAUUUUAAAACCACUUUUUGUGAGCACGGCAUUCACAUAUUUUUAUAUGUAAUUUAACAUAUUUCAAAGGGAUAUUCAGAUAUUUCUUUUUUGUGUCAGAGCUGUACAGUAGAAUAGCAUAUUCAUUCAGUUAAGGGACUAUUUGACUGGUUUUCUAAGUAGUGUUUUGCCUAAAUGUCACUGGCUUAUGUAGCUUUAGAACUCACUCACUAUUCAUCAGAAUGCAUAUUGUACAUAUUGCAUGGUACAUUAACCUCCCAGUGUGGUUGUUUUUCAUUUUUGUUUGCAUCAAGGUCAGUGUUGAAAGGCUUACUGCAAGAAGAGAGAACUGUUUAUUGUUAAAUAAUUUCUGAGGCAUUGAACUAAUGCAUUCUUGAUCCUUAAUCAUGCAGUUCAAAGGUAUUACAUGCAUGAAUAAGAAGCUAAUGAGAGUGUUUCCACAGCACUAAUGUUUACACGACCCUUUUUUUUCUUGUUAAAAGUAAUUACAGGCUAAUUUGUACCAUUUAAUUUAUGGGUAUAUUUCACUGUCACUGCAGUAUCAUAAUGCAGUCUUAGUGUUUUGUUUUUUUUUUUUUUUAUUAAUGUGAUUGGAUAAAUAAACAGUCUGUUAAUUUGC